AUGAAGAGAGCGGAUCGUUUACGUGAGGUCGAAGAGGCUGAUGAUGUGGUUGCUGAGAAAUGCAAAAUUUUGGCUGAUUUAUUGAAGAAAUCGAAAUGCACUGUUGUAUAUACCGGAGCCGGAAUCAGCACGGCAGCAUCAAUACCAGAUUAUCGUGGUCCUAAUGGUGUUUGGACCCUAGCUGAAAGAGGGAUCGUAUCUUUAAAAUGUGCAAAUCCAGUGGAAUCAGGGCCAACUGCAAGCCAUAUGAUAUUGAAAGAAAUGUGUCGGAGUGGAUUAGUGCGUCACAUAUUGUCACAGAAUUGCGAUGGUCUUCAUUUGCGUUCUGGUUUACCACAAAAAAUGCUUUCUGAAAUUCACGGAAAUAUGCAUAUUGAAGUAUGCCAGCAUUGUGAACCACCACGACAGUACAUUCGGCCUUUUGAUGUCACCGAAAAAAGUCAAUUCAGACGUCAUGGUACUGGUCGGAUGUGUGUGGUAUGCAACAAUGAAUUAACGGACACAAUUGUACAUUUUGGUGAAGCUGGUAAAGUACCAUGGCCAUUAAACUGGAAUGGAAUUAUUUCCUUAAUUGAUCGAUGUGAUCUCAUAUUAUGCAUAGGAACAAGUUUAGCUGUCCUUAAGGAAUAUCAUUUUUUGUGGCCGAAAUCAAGGAAUGGUACACAGAUAGCUAUUGUAAAUCUGCAAUGGACACCAAAGGAUAGGUUAUCCUGUUUAAAAAUUAAUGCAAAGUGCGACGUUGUCAUGGAAAAAUUGGCAGACCUUCUUGGAAUUCCAAUUAGUCAUUAUUGCAGGAACUGUGAUCCGGUACUUAAUCCAAAACGGAGUGUACGUAUUUGGGAACUAAGAGAACGUUUAACAGAUUGUACUUGUCGUAACCGUAUAUCAGGUUCAAGCGUUCAACAGCAACCUUCAAAGGGUAUUCCUGGAUGGUGGGCAUUUGAGAUUCAGAAAGCAAUAAAGAGAUCCUCAUCAUCUCGUGGAAGCUCUGGAAAGCGUCAUUGCUCGAACAGCUCUCAUCGUAGUGAUUCCUCAGGUGCUACUUGUGAUUCAGUUUUGGGAAAUUCAGAUGAUACAAAGAACAUCUUAGAUAACACACUCUUGUCGACAAAAGAACAAAACAGAGAAACAGUAAGUGAAAAAGAAAUAUUGCUAAAUAGCAGCGAAACAAAGCCAGAAAUUUUGACCAACAAAAAUUCUAGCGGUUUGUCUGAAAACUCCUCGGAAACAUUAUGUAUGGAUGAGAGUGUUGUGGAUCCAGCAGUUGCUGAAUGUUUAUGUGGUAUUUUGCUGUCGCUUAAGAAAGAGCCUAAGUCAUUAUCAGCGUCAAAGGUGCAAAAUGUUGUACCUAGUACCAUAUCCGUCUGCACAUAG
Brugia malayi is the source of this 1374-nucleotide messenger RNA. RefSeq names its product transcriptional regulator, Sir2 family protein (gene Bma-sir-2.4.1). Gene Ontology annotation, molecular function: NAD+ binding. The coding region runs from base 1 to 1374 and encodes 457 amino acids. The record is from RefSeq and is a predicted model, not a curated record. The transcript is spliced from 8 exons. NCBI's taxonomy places the organism in Eukaryota, Metazoa, Nematoda, Chromadorea, Rhabditida, Onchocercidae.